This is a messenger RNA of Lodderomyces parapsilosis, 390 nucleotides long. RefSeq lists its product as uncharacterized. NCBI's taxonomy places the organism in Eukaryota, Fungi, Ascomycota, Pichiomycetes, Serinales, Debaryomycetaceae. Gene Ontology annotation, cellular component: mitochondrial inner membrane peptidase complex. The record is from RefSeq and is a predicted model, not a curated record. The coding region runs from base 1 to 390 and encodes 129 amino acids. The transcript has a single exon.
AUGGCACCCCCUGUUCCGGUCUAUUCUGCUGGAGACAUACGGCAACAAUAUAAGGAGCAGCUUGAAAAUCUAGCAAAGUACAAGUGCCAUCUCAAAUCGCUAACGCAACAUGAGUGUACCUUCAAAGCUGGUACAGAUGCAACUCUGCCUCAAAUCAUAUGUCUACCUUUCAAAAGACUAUUCCAACGAUGUUUGAUACCAACUGUUGAACAAAAAGAUGGGAAAAAACAUAGAUCUGAAAAGUGGAUCAAUAUUGAAGUUACCAAAGAGUCGACGAAUCAGGAUUUGUUGGAUGAGAAGUCAAAAUAUUACAAUUAUGUUCAAGACUUUUUAGCUGCGGAACGGGAGUUCAGAGAUUUGAUGGAGAAGGAAGCAGAACAGAGUGAUUGA